CAAAUUACCGCUCGCAAAGAUGUAAUUCGUAACAAGAUUCGUGCAAUUGGCAAGAUGGCACGCGUGUUCACAGUGUUGCGUGAGGAAAGUGAAACCAUUCUGGAAUUGAAGGGCUUGACCCCUACUGGAAUGCUGCCCCUGGGUGCGUUGGCUGGUGGACGUGAGACCAUCAAAGGCGCAAUGUCGGGCACAUGGACUCCGCAUAAAAUUCAGAACUUUGAGGAGGCGAAAGCGAUUGAUAAGGUUAAUGAACGAAUGCCUCCACACAAAGAUUCCAAUUCAAAUCCCUGCUGGUCGUACACGUCCUCUGUGAGUAAUGAUGGCGGACGAGAAGCUUCCAAAACUGCCGAAUCCCGCCUGAGUAGCAGUGGGGAAUAUUCCGCCGAGGACGACAGUAUGGUCUUAUCACUGACUCAGCGAAGUAACAUGCCUAGACCCCCGUCUAUUUGUGAAGAACGGUCGUCGGAUGAUGAGAACGACAGCGCAUCCUCAUCCCAGCAUAGAACGGGCCGUGAUCGUCCGGCGAGUAGUAGUGAAUCAACCGAGUAUCGAGGUGGUGGAGACAGUGCAACCAGCCUGAUCCAGUUUCCAUCCGGUAGUAAUGGUAGCAAAGCGCCAACUCCAUCCAUUCCAUCUCCAAUUGCUGGCUCAACUUCAUCGUCGAAUUCACCAUCGACCACAAAAUAG
This is a messenger RNA of Echinostoma caproni, 687 nucleotides long. The record is from the annotation of a GenBank genome assembly. Lineage: Eukaryota; Metazoa; Platyhelminthes; Trematoda; Plagiorchiida; Echinostomatidae.